Plasmodium yoelii is the source of this 6447-nucleotide messenger RNA. Its product is annotated as conserved Plasmodium protein, unknown function. The transcript has 2 exons. The coding region runs from base 1 to 6447 and encodes 2148 amino acids. Gene Ontology annotation, molecular function: GTPase activator activity; beta-tubulin binding. Lineage: Eukaryota; Apicomplexa; Aconoidasida; Haemosporida; Plasmodiidae. Gene Ontology annotation, biological process: microtubule cytoskeleton organization; tubulin complex assembly; post-chaperonin tubulin folding pathway. The record is from RefSeq and is a predicted model, not a curated record.
AUGGAAAACACAGAAUCAUUUUUUCGCGAACAUAAAAUUGUAGAGGAAAAAAUCAAUAUAAUAAAAGUCUAUUUAAAUGAAGAUGAUGAGAUAAUAAAAAAUUAUUCCGUUAUUUUGGAAAAUUUAAAUUAUUUAAACAACUGCUUAAAUAGUUAUAGAGAAGCGAAGACAGUACUAGACCCUCAUCUAGUUUUAUUAGUACAUGCAUUUUUUGAGUUUUUAAAAAAGUCUUUUAACAAACUAGAAGAUCUCUUAACAUAUUUUAGAACAAAAUUAGAGAAUGAAAAAAAAAACUUACAAAAAAUAGACUUUAUUACAAAUGAAAAUGAAGAAAUAAAAAAAGAGAAGUUUAAUAAAGUUGCUGAUAGUGACAGAGAAAUAUUUCAUGAAAUGAAAGAUGAUGAAAAAAUUCAAUAUGAACAUAACAUGCUAAAAUUGUACACAAUAAUUGAAGAGAUUUAUAAAUAUUAUAAUACGUUAAUAUCAAUUAGAGGAGAGAAAAAAGUAAAAACAUUUUUCCCAUGUGAUUCCUUUUUUUUGAACGCUAUCGUUAAUAUACUUAUUACCUUGAAAAAAGAAAAUGAUGUUUAUAAUUAUAUAAGUAAUUUAAAUUUUAAAAAAACUGAUGAAAAUAAUUCUUGGGUGAUUUUAUAUGUAUUAAUAAUAUGGCUAUCCUUUUGCUUAUAUAUACCAUUUGAUAUUCUCAGCAUAAAUAAAAACAUGUUAAUGAAUGUCCAAGAAAUAUAUUAUUAUUAUAUACAAAAAAAUGAUAAAACAAAAGAUGCUUGUUCUGUUUUAUAUUCUCAAUUUUUAAGUAGAGAAGAUGUAUGCAAAAAUCAAACUUGUUUCAAUAAUUUUGUAAUAUUUUCGAAAGAAAUUUUGAACAAAUUAAUAUUAACACAAACACAAUAUAAAUCAAAAGAAAUAAAUGAUGAUUUAUAUUUAAUCAAUAACCCUAAUUUACCCCAAUUUUGUCUCACAAAAUAUACGAAUAUACUUGUCUAUGGAGUUUUAUUAACACAUAAAAAAAUAUUGAAAAAGCUAGAUAAAAAAGUAUUAAGAAAUUAUGCUAACUUUUACACUUUUUUUUUUAUUCACAAUCACAAAAUUUGGGAUUUUACACAAAUCUCAAAAUCUUUAAAAAUACUUUGUCUUCGUUAUUAUGCCUUACUAUUUUUAGAAAAAAAAAAAAAAAAUGAAAAUAUCACCGAUUCUUCUGUUAGUUGUAAUAUGAUAAAUGAGCUCAAAACUGAUGAUAGUAAGAUUGGUGAAUUAGUACAAAUAGAAACUAAUAAAAAUUCAAUAGAAAAUGAUAAUAAUAUAAAAAUUAACAAAGUAAAAGAAAAUUGUUUAGAGAAAGAACAUGAUCUCUUUAAUAAAUUUCCCCUAUUUCUUGACAUAAAUGAAGUAUUUAUUUUAUAUCAAAAAAGCAAACAAAAUAAUUGUAGUGAAUACAACAAUAAUGAACUAGAUAAUGUGAAAGAGUUCAAACAAUACAUAUGUGAAAAAGAUAUAAUGGUAAUUAUAAAUAUUUUGUUUUUUUAUUUUAACGAUAAUAGUAAUAAUAUUCGAUGGUGUUUAUCGAAAAGCUUUGGUAAUAUAUUAAUAUAUUUAAAUGAAGAAAAUGUAAAUACAAUAAUUAAUAAAUUUAAUGAAUUAAAAAAAUAUAAGGAUAAUAAUAUUUUGAGUACAAUCAAUUACACAUUUUUUCAUUCCAUUUUUCACAAAAAUUCGCUUUCUAUAAGUACAUUAAAUUAUUUAAUGAAUAUAAUAAUACAAAGUUUAUACAUGAAUAAUGAUAAAAUAUAUCCUAGUGUGUUUGUAUUAUUAUAUAGCUUAUUUAAAUAUAAUAAGUAUAUAAAAAUGUAUUACUACGAAAAAAAAUAUAAUAUUAUAAUAUUUUUCUUUUUCCAUUUAAUAUUUAGUAAAUUAAUUAUUAUGUCUUUAUUGGAAGAUAAUAUUAAUAUUAGAAAAUCAGCGAUAUCUUUAUUGCAGAUAUUUAUAGGUAAAUUUAAUUUUUUUUACAAUUUUAGUACCGAUAUAAAAGACACAAACACUGAUAACUUGAAACAAAAUAUACAACCCAAUCAUCCUUCUGCUUUCAACGACUCUAACAAUAAUAACAUUUAUAGAGGAACCAGUGCAGAGGAUAUUCAUGUAUCUGAUAUUGGCAAUAAAGAAUGUGUAGGUACUCAAGAGAAUUGUCAAAAUAUAUUUUACCUUGAUAUAAUUUCUUUUUGUAAUUUGUUUUUUAACCAUUCUAAAAUUAGUAAUUAUUAUGAACAUUUAAAAAAUUUCCCAAAUGACUUGUGUGCAUACAAAAUAGAACAAAGCAAUGAUGAUAAUGAAGAAAAAGCAAAUUAUGAAAAAACACGACAAAAUAUGGAUAUAAUAAAAAAUAAGAUUUUUAAACAAAAUAUAAAAAUGCUAUCUACUUGUAAUUUUAAUGAAUUAAUAAAUUUUAAGCAAUCAGUAAUUAUAAAAUCAAAAGUAAUUGGUAAUUUUUUUAUGUAUAGGUAUCCAAUAAUUUAUCAUUUAUAUACUGAUAAAAUAUUUCAUGAAAAUGUAAACAUACGUAUAUUAUCUUCCGAGUCUUUAGCAAAUUUUGCAGAUUUAGAUAAUUAUUAUUUUAUUAAGGUUGUUCUUCCAUUUUUAGUAAAUAAAAGUUAUGAAGAGAAUGUAUACAUAAAGCAUGGCGCAAUUAUAUGUAUAUCCAAAAUUUUAUUAAAAUUAAAAAUGAACAUUGAUGAAAAUUUGCAAAAUGAAAUUAAACAAAUAUUAAUACAUAGUGAAAAAAAAAGAGUAUAUAAAUAUAAAAAGGGAGAAAUAUUAAGACACUCAUUAUGUUUAUUAGCACAAAGUAUAUGUCAAUGUAAUUAUUUUGCUGUUAAAAAAAAUACCUAUACAUUUUUUAUGGAUAUUAUGCAUAAUAAUUUAUUCCACUACAAUGAAAUAAUACAAUUUAAUGCUUCAAAACUAUUUUAUUAUAUCCCUAUAUAUAUUGCAAGUUCAGAAAAUGCUAUUAAUUAUGUUUAUCAAGUAUUAGACAAUUUUGUCAAAGAGAGAAAUAACUUUAUUUAUCUAAAAGGUUAUCUAAUUCUUUUAUGUUUUAUUAAUGAAAAUAUUAUUUCUCACGUUUGUUCAGACCUUUUUUAUUUUCUUUAUAACAUCCUAAAAAAAUGUACAACAUAUUACAAGGUCAAGCAAAAAUGCAUACCACCAUUAGAAUCCAAAGAAAAUCAUAAAUAUGAUAUUGAAAAUGAAAAAGAAGAUUUGAUUGAUACACAAAAUCUUAAUAGAAAAAAUAAAUUUAAAUAUAUUGAAUUCGAUUUAUAUCCCAUAGACUUUAAUAUGAAAAUUUUUUGUUUAUUCGCUUUAUUUAAUAUAGUAGAUAAAAUCCGAAAAACAUACAUUACUGAUUUUUUGAGUUUAUACACAGAUUUUACUAUUAGCUUUGAUGACAUUAUUGAGUCUAAAAUACCAAAAAAGAAUAAACUGAACAAAAAAAAACAAAUUAAUUCAAAUCCAAUAAAAAUAAGCAAAUCUGACCAAAAUCAAAAUAACGCUGAUAAAAGUGAAAAUAGUGAUGAUUCAUCCUACAUAAUCGAUGAAACAAAUUGUGAAAAUAAUCCAGAAUCAUUAAAUACAAAAAUUAAACAAAUAAAAGAAAAACGAAACACUAGUUUUUAUAUGAAAAAAAAUAUAAACAUUUUAAAAAAAAAGAUGAAUUGGGAACAAGUUAUUGAAAAGGGUAAACAGAAUGGAAAAAACAUUUUCCAAUUUAAUCUAGAUAUGGAUAAAAUUGCUAAAAUACUAAUUUGGUAUUUACAAGAAUAUUUAUAUGAACAGGAUACAGGAGAUUCUCAUGUGUAUGUGCGAGAAGUUGCCUUAGAACUUGUCACCUUUUUAUUAACAUCUUAUCCAUUGUGUUUUUUUAGAAAAACACCAGAUGAGGUAAAUAUAAAUGCCAAGGAGAACAAAACUGAUGAUAUGGAAUUCGAAAGAAAUUCUGAAAAUGACAUUUUUGUUAAAGAGCCAAAUAGGAAUGGUAAAGUGACUGGGGAAAUAAAUUACACACAGAAUAAUAAGACCUAUUUUUAUGAAACACUUAAUUCAGAUGAUAGUUUUGAAUAUGAUGAAGAAUCUGAACAUAGAAAGUUGUUGAAUGAUAAAAAAAAAAAAAAUAUAGAUAUGUAUAUUUUAUUUGAAAUAAAAAAAGAAUAUAUAAAUAUAUUUAUUCAAUUAUUAUUGAAACUAUUGUGUGAAAAAAAUGUGAGAACACAUAAAAAAUGUUUAUUUUUGUUGAACUAUUUAUUUAAUUAUUCCAACUUUAAUGAAAAAGGAGAAAAAGAAAAUUUUCCUUUUAUUAAUAUUUUUAAUAAAUAUUGCCAUGAUUUCUCAUAUGAAUUAUAUAUGAAAAAAAAAAUUGAUGACAAUAUUAGAAAAAGUAAAAUUAAUAUACACAAAUAUUUGAGUAGUUACUAUACUGACAUUUCUAGUGUAUUUGAAAAUAUUAUUAUGCAUGUUUGCGAUUAUCAUGAACCUAUUUACUUGAAAAGUAAGACAGAGAAGAGAAGACCAUCAUUUAAUCAUAUGGAAAGUAUCUCUUCCAAGGAUUCUGGGAAUUGUAUUGGGAAUGGUAAUGAAGUAGAGAACGGAAAUGAAAAAAGUUGUCACAAAAAAUCAGGAAAAUACAGAAAUUGCAAUUGUACUUACGAUGAAGAAAUAACAUCAAUAUAUUUUAAUAAAAAUUAUAAAUACGAAUUAAUUAAAACAAUUUUUAAUAAAAUUAAUAAUUUUAUUUAUCUGUAUAAUUAUGCUUUAAAAUACACAAGUUUCUCAAUUUUUCAUAAGAACAAAUUUAACUCAACUAGGAAAGGAGUAAUAAAAAUUCAUAGUAGUUCCACUAGUAAAAAAAAUGAAAAGGAAAUAAUUGAAAACAAAAAUGAUAUAGAAAAAAUUGACAAUAUACAACAAACGGGUCAGAUCGAUUUUAUGAUCGAAGAUAUAUGUAUUAAUGAACAUUUUAUUGAUGAAAUUAAUCUAAGCGAAAAUGAAGAAAAAAUGUGUGUAGAAGACGAAAUGUUGAUAAAGAAUACUCACUUUUUACUCGAUAAAACAAAGAAAAAUAUUAGUGUAAUAAAAUACUUAGAAUAUAAUGAAACUUAUUUAUAUACUCAUAUAUUUUAUCUUUUAUUUUUAAAUAAGUAUAAUUAUUAUAUUAUAAAUGGUUUUUUUAAUUCUUUAUGUUAUUAUUCUUCGAGUACUGAAUAUAGCAAUUAUGAAUAUACAAAUUUACUUAAAAAGGGUAAAGAAGAAACAAUAGAUUUUUUAUUUUUAGAAUUUAUCAUGAAAUAUAAAGAUAUAUAUACAUUUGGUUAUGUGAGAGAUAACCUUUUAUUUUUGUACAUACGUUAUUAUGUGAAAUACUAUAAAAAUUAUGACUACAAAAUUGUUGACAACAUUUUACUUGAGUAUGAUAGAAACAAAUUGAAGGCGUUAAACAGUAAUAGUGAGAAAAAUGAUUUAAAGAAUGACCUAAUAAAUAGCAAUUGCGUUCAAGAAAAUCAAAGUAAAAUAAUAUCUGUAGAUAAUACAGAUACAACAACAAUGCACUAUGAUUUACCAAUGUAUAGAGAAAAUAAUGAAUUCUCCUUAUAUGAAUACAAUAUGCAUGUUAUUGAUUUAGAAGAAAUAAUUUUGUUAGAAAAAAAAUAUGAAAAGUUUAAUUUUUCAAAAAAUUUAUUUCAUAAUUAUAAUAUAUUCCUUGAUACAAAUACUGUAUUCUUACAUAAUAGCAAAAAAAUAAAUAAAAAUAAUUUAAAUGAAGACAAAUUGAUUAAAUCAAAACAAAAAAUAAAAAAUAAACGAAUUAAAAAAGAAUUAAAUAUAAAUAUAGAAUUAUUACCAUAUAUAAAUAUAUGUUUAAUUAAAAUUUUGUAUUACUUAAACAAUUUCAGCAUAAUACAAUUAGAAUCAUUUUUAAAAAGUGUUAACUCAUUUAUUAAGUUUUCCCUAAUAAAUGAUUUUGCGGCUUUUUGUUUUUUAAAUUUUUUUACACGCUUUUUAAAAAAGUAUACUAUAUUUUCCCUUGUAAAAACCAUAUCCGAGUUUAUCAUAAACAUUUAUAUGUGCUCUCCCUUGCAUUUAAACAUAAAAAAAUUUGCUGCUGUCCUCAUUUUGGAUUUGCUCAUACAUAGGUACCCUAAGAUCCGCGAAUUCACAAGUGAAUAUUUGUAUUCGAAUAUUAAUUUUAUCGCUCCUAAUGAAUAUCAAAAUUAUUUAUUUAGUAGUUACGACGAUUUAGAAAAUUCAAUUUCUCUUUUAAUAAACACACAAUUUUCUGAUUCUUCAAAAGAAAACGAUGAUAAUUAUGAAAUACAUAUAACCGUAGAAAAAAUUGCGAAAUUGUUAGGAAUUUCUCAUUAUAUAACAUUUUCAUCAUGA